Molecule: messenger RNA, 1065 nt
Organism: Trichoderma gamsii
Lineage: Eukaryota; Fungi; Ascomycota; Sordariomycetes; Hypocreales; Hypocreaceae
Exons: 1
Coding region: 1-1065 (354 amino acids)
Molecular function (GO): FAD binding
Source: RefSeq, a predicted model, not a curated record
AUGGAGUUGCAGCGGUGCUUUACGAGCGAUUGGUCUUCAGACCCGCGCCAUAACUAUGGCGUCACACUCCACGCCUCGUCUUAUAUGCCACUCCUAGAGAUACUGGGUAUGGAUGAAAGCGCUUUCAGGCGUCGAAUAGCCGUGAACGGAUCACUAGGAGGGAAUGGAAAUAUUGAGUCCAAGUCCAUGGUAAAUCCUGGGCAAGUAGUUUCUACCUCGUUUCGCGCUAAUCGCGAAAAAUUUGAGAACUUGCUUCGCGAGGGCCUGGAUGUCCGAUGGGGGUACUCCCUGGAAAGAGCGGAACAAACUUCGUCGGGGACGGCCUUGUACUUUCAAAAUGAGGAACAGCUUGAGAGUUUAUGCGUCGUUGGAGCCGAUGGACCGCACUCGAAUACUCGGAAAUCCCUCUCUCCGAACACGCCAUUUGGUAUUCUCCCAUAUGUCGCUUUCAAUGGCAAACGAAAAGUAAAGCGUGCUCUAUUCGACAACAUCUACGCCCCAGCAUUCAAUGAUUCAAAUGUUCUAGAGAUGAAAUUAGACGACCUUAUAUUGAAUAUAUUCAUCAAUGAGCAACAGGCUAUUAUAGUGAGCGUGAGCUGGAUCUUCUCGCGCCCGGCUAGAGGCUCUACGGAUCCUCUUCACAAACCCAAUCGCCCAGUGUCAGGAGCAACAUAUAUUCCAGACGAAUUUUUCGACGAAGUAGAAACUCUGAGUGGAUUAAGCCAGCCAUUUAAAGAGGUUUUUGACGCGGAAAAGCUGAGGAUGGAGCGUGUUUUGCAUUGGCUUAUGCGUUCAGUGCUUGUCAAACAGCAGGAACUUUACACCCUCGCCAAGAAGGGCGUCUUUUUCAUGGGCGAUUCUGUGCAUGCAGAGCCAAUACUGGGAGGAGAGGGCGCAAACAAUGCCAUCACGGAUGGUAUCGAGCUUGCAAAAUGCAUCUCUGCUUGUGGCCCAAGUGGCAUCCUAUCGUGGUACGAGGCUAGGUAUCGUGUGUGGGAGAGAGGUAUUCGCAAUAGCGAAAAGGCCAUCAUUGCGAUGCAUAAUAGUCAGAAGGCUGCUCUAUGA